Molecule: messenger RNA, 923 nt
Organism: Urocitellus parryii (Arctic ground squirrel)
Lineage: Eukaryota; Metazoa; Chordata; Mammalia; Rodentia; Sciuridae
Gene: Cartpt
Product: CART prepropeptide
Biological process (GO): adult feeding behavior; G protein-coupled receptor signaling pathway; negative regulation of appetite
Molecular function (GO): neuropeptide hormone activity
Source: RefSeq, a predicted model, not a curated record
AGACGGUUGACCCGGGUCCUCCUCCACACCCCCUUCCUUCCUCGCCCCCUCCCUUUCCCCUGCACCCGGGCUCUGGCUCGCUAUAAAAGGCGGGAGCGCGGGGUGCCCCAGCAGCGGAGAGUUUCAGCACCAUGGAGAGCCCCCGCCUGCGGCUGCUGUCCCUCCUGGGCGCCGCCCUGCUACUGAUGCUACCUCUGCUGGGCGCCCGUGCCCAGGAGGACGCUGAGCUCCAGCCCCGAGCCCUGGACAUCUACUCCGCCGUGGAGGAUGCCUCCCACGAGAAGGAGCUGAUUGAAGCGCUGCAGGAAGUCUUGAAGAAGCUGAAGAGUAAACGUAUUCCCAUCUAUGAGAAGAAGUACGGGCAAGUCCCUAUGUGUGACGCUGGAGAGCAGUGUGCAGUUCGAAAAGGAGCCAGGAUCGGGAAGCUGUGUGACUGUCCCCGAGGAACCUCCUGCAAUUCCUUCCUCUUGAAGUGCUUAUGAAGGAGUGUCCAUCCUUCACCAUAUGUCUCCUUUCCCCCUGUCCCCAAGAGGAUCAUGCCUUCAUCCCUGGAGUUUGGCUUUAGCAAAAAUAAAGUUUGCAUUCCCCUCUGAGGGUGAAGGGGCUCUUUUCCUGCUGUUCCAAAAUAAAAGAACACAUUUGAUGUUACUGUGUGAAGGAUAAUGCCUUGUAUGGUGUUGACAUGUGUGCAAAGUAUUCUUCUCUCAUUUUUUUUUUUUUGGUCUGACAAACUCUUGUGUACCUUUGUGUAAAGAAGAGGAACUUUGCUUUAAAAAUUGUAUUUUUGUAAGUGGCAUGGCAGAAUGAAAAUUAGAUCUAGUUAAUCUUGGUAGAGAACCUCACAACCUGGAGAAUAAAUCACUCUAAGAAACAUGAAUUGAAGCAUGUACAAAUUAUACAUAUUAAAGUGUUUUUAAUAAUUG